CCCAGGUGCUUAUUGGACAGCCUUCGAGGGGGAAGAUGAGGGAAGCUGCCAGCUCACCCUUCCAGGAUCCUAGUGUGGGGGCCGAAUCUCAUGGACCUGACCUCAGAGGUGCACCCGUGCCGCCCAGGCCUGGCUCCCCUGGCCACCUUCAAUGUGGACAUGGUCCAGACCUGGGUGACUCCCAAGGGAGACGUCCCCUACGUGCUCAGCUCACUUCUGCAUCAGGACCCCAGCACCAACCAGACCUGGCUCCUGGUAACCAGCCCCAGGACCAGCAGGACGGCAGGGCCCCUGUAUCAGUGUUCCCUCAUUCAGGAUGAGCUCCAUUGCCAGCCAGUAGAGAAUGUCCCCAUCCCAAAGGGGAGGUACCGUGGAGUGACAGUUGUCCGGAACCACCAUGGUGUUUUGAUCUGCAUUCAAGUGACGACCCGGUGGCCCCAGAGCCUCAGCUCAGAGCUCACAGGCAACUGCAUCCUGCUGGCCCCUGACCUCCGUCCCCGUGCCCAGGUCUACUUCUCCGACCUUGAAAAAUUACUGGACCCUGAUGCCCCUGUGGAUGCUGGAGACUGCUCCAGGAACAAAAAAGGCAGCACGGAGAACACAGCCAGGCUGCGCCGGGAAUUGAAGGUGGAGGAGAAGGAGACAGAGGACGAGGACGAGGAGGCAGCUGGCACCGAGAUCGCCAUCAUCCUGGAUGGCUCAGGAAGCAUCGAUCCCCCAGACUUCCAGAGAGCUAAAGACUUCAUCUCCAACAUGAUGAAGAACAUCUAUGAGAAGUGCUUUGAGUGCAACUUUGCCCUGGUGCAGUAUGGGGAAGUCAUCCAGACAGAGCUUGACCUUCAGGACAGCCAAGACGUUACAGCGUCCCUCGCCAGAGUCCAGAACAUCACUCAAGUGGGGAGUGUCACCAAGACUGCCUCUGCCAUGCAGCAUGUCCUAGACAACAUCUUCACACCAAGCCAUGGCUCCCGAGAAAAGGCAUCCAAGGUCAUGGUGGUGCUCACUGAUGGGGACAUAUUCGGGGACCCCCUCAACCUCACAACUGUCAUCGACUCCACAAAGAUGCAAGGUGUUGAGCGCUUUGCCAUUGGGGUGGGAGAUGCAUUUAAUAAAACUAGGGCGUACAACGAGCUGAAGCUGAUUGCCUCAGACCCCGAUGAGGACCAUGCCUUCAAGGUGACCAACUACGCAGCGCUGGAUGGGCUGCUGAGCAAACUGCAGCAGAGCAUCAUUAGCGUGGAAGGCACGGUCGGAGAUGCCCUCCACUACCAGCUGGCACAGGUCGGGUUCAGCGCCCAGAUCCUGGACGAGGGGCAGGUGCUGCUCGGUGCUGUAGGGGCCUUCGACUGGUCGGGGGGCACGCUGUUCUACAACAUGAGCAGCCGCAAGGGCCUCUUCCUGAACCAGACAGCGGUGGAUGCCAAGGCUGUGCAGUACAGCUACCUGGGUUACUCGGUGGCGGUGCUGCACAAGGCCUGUGGCCUCUCCUAUGUGGCAGGGGCUCCACAGCACAAGCAGCAAGGGGCUGUGUUUGAGCUCCGGAAGGAGAGCAAAGAGACCAACUUUGUACCAGUGCUGGAGGGCGAGCAGAUGGGCUCCUAUUUUGGCUCUGAGCUGUGCCCUGUGGACGUCGACAUGGAUGGGACCACAGACUUGUUGCUGGUGGCUGCCCCGUUUUACCACGUGCAAGGCGAGGAGGGCAGAGUCUACAUGUACCGUGUGAACGAGCAGGAUGGUUCCUUCUCCUUGGUACGCACGCUGAGUGGCCACCCCAGGUUAACUUAUGUGCGAUUUGGCUUUGCCAUGGCGACAGUGGGGGAUAUCAGUCAGGAUGAGCUCACAGAUGUGGCCAUCGGGGCCCCCCUGGAAGACUUUGGGGCAGAUGAUGGUGUAGGCUUCGGCAGCGUGUACAUCUACAAUGGACGCUCUACCAACCAGCUGGCUGACCUCGCUACCAACCAGCCACAGAGGAUCAGAGCCUCAGUGGUGGCCCCAGGACUGCAGUACUUCGGCACGUCGGUGGCAGGUGGCUUAGAUUUCAGUGGUGACGGCCUUGCUGACAUCGCUGUGGGCGCUCUGGGCCGGGCGGCUGUGCUCCGCUCAAGACCUGUGGUUCGUCUGAAGCUGUCCAUGACCUUCACCCCCAAGGCACUGCCCAUUGGCUUCUACAGCAGCGUGAAUGUGACUUUGUGUUUUGAAAUCAGCUAUGUGUCCCCAGCUGCUGAGUCAGGCCUCAAAGAGACCUCUCUGAACUUCACUUUGGACGUGGAUGUGGUGAAGCAGAGGAAAAGGCUGCAGUGUUCAGAUGAGAGGCUGUGUCAGAGCUCCCUUAGGGAGUGGGGCACGGGCCCCCAUCUCUGUGAGCCCUUCCUGCUGGUUCCCACAGAGGGAGAGCUCUGUCAGGAGGACUGCUUCUCCAACAUCAGUGUCAAGGUCAGCUACCAACUCCAGACCCCCGAGGGCCGGAGGGACCAUCCCCAGCCUAUCCUGGACUUCUAUGCUGAGCCCUCUGCCAUCUUCCAGCUGCCCUACGAGAAGGCCUGCAAGAAUAAGCUGUUCUGUGUCGCUGAGCUGCAGUUGGCCACCACCCUCUCUCAGCAGGAAUUGGUGGUGGGUCUCACAAAGGAGCUGAGCAUGAACAUUAGCCUAACUAACUCUGGGGAAGAUUCCUACAUGACAAGCAUGGCUUUGAAUUACCCCAGAAACUUGCAGUUUAAGAGGAUACAAAAGCCUCCUUCUCCAGACAUUCAGUGCGAUGACCCUAAGCCAGCUGCUUCUGUCCUGGUCAUGAACUGCAAGAUCGGUCACCCCGUACUCAAGAGGUCGUCUGCAAACUUUUCAUUAGUUUGGCAGCUGGAGGAGAGUGCCUUUCCAAACAGGACAGCCGACAUCGCUGUGACAGUCACCAAUUCCAAUGAAAGAAGGUCUUUGGUCAGUAAGACCCACAGCCUUCGUUUCAAACAUGCCUUCAUUGCAGUUCUUCCCAAACCAUCAGUGACGUACAUGAACACAAGCCAGGGGCUUUCCCACCACAAGGAGUUCCUCUUCAAUAUACAUGGGGAGAACCUCUUUGGAGCCGAGUUCCAGCUGCAAAUUUGUGUUCCAGUUAAAUUACAAGGUUUCCAGGUCAUAAGAGUGAAGAACCUGACCAAGACUCAGGCUCACACUGUGUGCAGCCAGAGUCCGGAGCGCGUUUGUGGGAGCGACCUGGUUCAGCAUGUGGAAGAAUGGCAUUCAGUGAGCUGUAACGUCACCUCGGAUAAAGAAAAUGUAACCGUGGCUGCAGAGGUCUCCUUGAGUCAAUCAGAACAGUUACGAAGAGAUGUGACUGAGCUGCACAUCCUUGGUGAAAUAUCUUUCAACAGAUCUCUAUAUGAGGGGCUCAGUGCCGAGAACCAUAGAACUAAGAUCACUGUCAUCUUCCUGAAAGAUGAGGAGGCGUAUUCUCUGUCUCUCAUUAUUAAAAGCAGUGUUGGUGGCCUUCUGGUUUUGAUCGUGAUUAUAGUCAUCCUAGUCAAGUGUGGCUUUUUUAAAAGAAAAUACCAACAACUGAACUUGGAGAGAAUAAGGAAGGACCAGCUGAAAUCAGAGAAUCUACUGGAAGAAGAAAGUUAGACCAGCUUCCUCAUCCAUUGGGAGAGAGUACCAGCCAGUCCUGGAGACGUCCAGAGACUGGGUGUCCUGUGGGUUGCUUUUCCUUCAGGAUGAUCGAGAGCAGAAUCUAGCACACCGUUUUGUGGAGUGUUGUUUUUUAACCAUACAUUGUCCCCAAAGUGUCUGUGCAUUGUGCAAAAGUGAAACUUGGGAGACAUUUGGUAUUAAAUAAAACUGUUUUCUUUACAGAAGUGCCUUUAAUAUGCAAAUAUAAUAUACUUUGUGAUUCCCGCCCCCCCCCCCCGCCCCCCAAGAGGAGGUUAUGUAGUUAUGCAGCAUUUCCCAGCCUUAUUUGCCUAAGAGUGCUUUUUUCCUGCUGUUUCUGUUAACAUCUUCCAAAAUGGUGUUCCACGAAGUAUAUCUUGGGGAAAGUGGUACGAAAGCAGCUCCUAGUUUGGCAUUUUCAGACCCUAAGAUGUGGCCUAUUAUUUCAAACGAGGCCACAGAAAAGCACCCCAGAACAAAUGUAACAAGUGGAAAAACGGAGGUCACCAAAACAGGAGCAAGGUGGGAGAGGAGAAGACCAGGACUUUGUUUUGUAGUGUCUACUUAACAUCCUGUGCUGGUCCUCGCCUGGCUUCCCCCUGAGUGAAUUGCUCAGGGGACCAUCGUGCCUCCGUGAGAGAGCGCUCGCUCUUCCGCAGGAGGAGGUGGAACCAAGAGUAGGGCCUAGUUACAGGCUGGCUUUGCUCUUAGUAUCUGAUUUUAUUUCAUUUGUAUGCUCCAUGCUGUUAAAACUUGGCCAUAUCUCCCUACUCCCAAACCUGCAGUGGAACAGUCCUUGUUUUCAUGGGUAAUAAAAGUCAUUGCAAGUAAUUAAACGGUGCAGAAGUAUAUAAUGUAGAAAGUAAUCUCUCUGAUCCCUUGGUCUUCUUUAUCUAAUUCAGGUGCUUUCAUUGUUAUUUCUUCUAAAUUUUGAUUUUUUUCUAAAAUUUAUGUAGGUAUAAGGUGUGAAUUAGGGAAUUUAACCUGAGUUUUUUUUUCCCGGAUGCAUAACUGAUUUUCUUUUUUAUUUUAUUUUCUUUCUUUAUUUUUUUUGGCUGCGUUGGGUCUUCGUUGCUGUGCGCAGGCUUUGUCUAGUUGUGGCGAGCAGGGGCUAAUCCUAGUUGUGGUGCAUGGGCCUCUCAUUGCAGUGGCCUCUCUUAUUGCAGAGCCCGGGCUCUAGGCGCACGGGCCUCAGCAGUUGUGGCACGCAGGCUCAGUAGUUCUGGCUCGUGGGCUCUAGAGCGCAGGCUCAGUAGUUGUGGUGUACGGACUUAGUUGCUCCGCGGCGUGUGGGAUCUUCCCAGACCAGGGUUCGAACUCGUGUUCCCUGCAUUGGCAGGCGGAUUCUUAACCACUGUGCCACCAGGGAAGUCCCAGUUUCUGUUUUCUUGAUGACCUAAAGUCUAACUAUAUUGUUAUUUCCAGAUGAAUAACAGUUUAUCAUUUAUUCAAAUAUAUAUUAGAAUAUAUAUACUAGUGUGUAUACACACACAGACACAGACACACACACACAGACACACACACACACACACACAAGUGGAAAUCUAGUUUUGUUUCAUUGAUCUGUUUGUUCCUGUGCCAGUACCACAGUGGAAGGAACCACAAUUUUUAGCAUUAUGCAAAUAAAAAGUUCAAAACAGCAGAAAGGGAUCUAAAAAAUGAAAAGGCAGUCUCCCUCUCCUCUCCCACCUCUAAUGUCUCUUUCCAAAAGCAACCACUGUUAAUGGUUUUUCACAUAUUCCUUCAAAAUAUUCCUACGCAUAUACCGGUGUAAACGUUUUCAGUGAGAUUGAAUUGUUUGCAGUGUUCCACCCCUUGCUGUUUCAUCUGAUAGACCUUAGAAAAGUCUUCCACUAGCAGCACCUGCAGAUCUACCCCGUUCUUUUUAACAGCUCCAUAGUAUACUGUGUUACAUGCGGAUGUGUUGGAGUUUACUUGUGAAGUCCCCACAGGUAGAUAUUUAGGUUAUUUCCAUUUCUUUUUUUAUUACAAAGAAAAGGCGUGACGAACAUCUUUAAACAGGUAUCCUGGCAUGCUUUUCAAGUAUAGUGGUGGGUAAGUUCUCAGCACAAUUACUGACUCAAAGGUUAUGUGCAUUUAAAGUUUCGAUAUAUGGGACAUCCCUGGUGGUCCAGUCGUUAAGACUCUGCGCUUCCAGUGCAGGGAGCUUAGGUUCGAUCCCUGGUCAGGGAACUAAGAUCGCACAUGCCACGUGGUGCAGCUUCUAGAAACUAAAUUAAAUUAAAUUAAAUUAAAAAUUUUUUAAAACAUAAAAAGUUUCAACGUAUGAUGUGACUUGACCUGCAAAAAAGUUUACCAGUUUUCAGUCCCACUUAGAAUAUAUGUAAGUGCCACUCUGUGCCCUUGCCAUCACUGGGCAUCAUCAAAUUUUAACUUUUGCUAAUCUGAUCAGUGUGGAAAUGGUAUUCUGUUUUUGAUAUCAGCCUUCUUUUUAACCUUGCAGUAAAUUUUGAUUAUAGGGCAUUUUCAUUCUUAUUUUUUUUUUAAUUAUUGAUUGUGUUUUUUCAGGUAAUUCAUAGUAUCAGUUUUUCAGAAUCCCAAAAGAAACCUUUUGGGGUUUUAAUUUAAAUGUACAGAUUAAGUUGGGGAGAAUCAUUAUCUUUAUAGUAUUAUCUUCUUACUUAGAAAUAUGGCAUUUCUGGCCUCUCGCCUUCUGAGAUGGCCCACACUCUGUGGAGUGUGUUUCUCUCUAAAUAAAUCCACUUCUUUCCUAUCAAAAAAAGAAAAAGAAAAAAAAGAAAGAAGUAUGGCAUUUCUCCACUUGCUGAGAUUUUUUUAAAACACCCUGCAACGAGAUUUGUAAUUUUCUUCAGAGAGGUCUUAAUUUACAAAGAUUUUAAUUUCCAGCUGUAUUAUAUUUUGUAUUUACAUUUUUAUAUUUUUUACUGCUACUCUGAAAAAUACCUUUUUUCCCCCUGACUGAUUAUAUAGAGUUUGUGUUUAAUUGGUUGUUUUGAAUAUUUAUCUUAUCUGCCAUCUUACUGGACUCUUUUUUAAUAGCUUUUCUGUUGAUUUCAAAAUCCUGUCUGCACAGAAUGGUAAUUUGGAGUCUUUCUGAUAUGCUUUUUCUCAUCCUUACGUCUUUGGCUGGAACUUGUGGGGCUCCGAGCAGUUACCUCUGGGCCUGACCUUCAUGGGAGCUUUGCAUGCCCUCUGCAUGCCUCACAGCCUGCCCUCGGUCCCACUCCCUGCCACUCUGCCUCUGGGUGGUCACUGGGGCUUGGUUGGGGUCCCGUCCGCUUCUCAUGGAGCCCUUCAUCUUUUCUGUCUGGGACGAUCAGCUUUUCUGUUGAUCAGAAUCCGUCUGCUUUAUUUGUUUCAGGAAUUCCUUUAUACGUUGGUCCCUUUAUUAUACCAUUCUCUGUUUUUCAGUGCAGCUGCCUUUAUUAAUGUAUCUUAUUUACAGACACAUGUUGUUUUAUUGCACUUUCCUUUAUUGGGUUUUGCAGGUACUGCAUUUUUUACAGACUGAUGGUUUGUGGCAGCCCUGUGUUGAACAAGUCUGUCAGCACCAUUUUUCCAACAGCAUUUGCUCACUUCAUGUCUCUGUCACGUUUUGGGUAAUUUCUGAAAUAUUUCAAACUUUAUUACAUUUGUUGUGGUGAUCUGUGAUCUUUGAUGUUACUCUUGUAAUUUUUUUUUAUUUUAAAAUUAAGGUAUGUACAUUGUUGUGUUAGACAUAAUGCUGUGACACACUUAAUAGACUACAGUAUAGUGUAAACAUAACUUUUAUAUGGACUGGGAAACCAAAAAUUUGUAUGACUCACUUUAUCAUGGUAUUUGCUUCAUUGUGGUGGUCUGGAACCGAACUUGCAAUAUCUCUGAGGUGUGCCUUUGAAGGAAAAGAAAGAAGUAAGUUUGCUUAGGUGUUUCCCUGUUGUUGGGCUCAGGAGUUGUGUCCAGGUUUUCAUUAUUAUAGGUGACUUGUAGUCCCUGCUUUUAUACUUUUUUUUUUAUAGCAAAUAAGAUCCCACUCCGGUUGUAACAGCCAAGACUUACAUUGACCAUCUGUAAGCUAUUGACUGACUGAGCUGGGCUGACCUGACUGGGUUAGACCAGUGUCAUUGUAGUCAGGAGACUUCGUAAGGGACCAGUCUGUGAGGAGGAAGAGACUUAAAUGGAGCCAUGGUUACACUGUAUAAAUUCAUGUGCUGUUGGCUUGGGCCAGAGCCUUGUCUUUCUUCUAAAAGAUGCCCAUCUAGUGCCAGACCUUUCCCAUUUCCUGUUCACCCUCCUCUGCCUGGGAACAGGACAUGCCAAAGCUUGCAGAGAUCCAAGGACAGUGGGUCAUGUCACAGGGCCAGUGUCCCGGCCAGAAAAGGACUAAGAUGGGGCCAGCUGGACACUAGCAUGGGGGAAAGUGCCCCUGUGGUUUCUCUUGUUUUCAUCUCCCCGGCUACAGGCUAGUGAGCGCGGAUUCAAAUAACCUCUCUCAGGAUAACAUCUGAACUUUGAAUUUGAUUGUUGGAGGGAUGAAAUAAGCAGAUGUGAAUAUCUAAAUUGGUCAAACUAUUUAGGCCUAAUUAGACCUUGAGAAAGGAGCAUUCCGUUCAGCCAAGCCCAGCAGUCUAAAAUUAUCUGUGCUAGUGUAUUAGUCUGUGCACAUCUUCUCUAAUAUCCGUACAAGGAGGGAUAUUUGGUUAAGAUCAGGCUUUAGGUAUUUUGGGGUCUCCUAGCCGUAAUUAUAACCUUGCAGCAGUGCCAGAAUUUUACCAUUACUUUAAGAACAGCUCUAGUAAAUGGAAUCAAGGGAAUCUUAAUCACUUCAGGAAGGGCAGUUGUUCAAAUAUCAAGAGUUCAGGAGGUAGCUGGAUGCACCUAAACAGACAAUUCCCAACUCCAGUUGACUUUAUUUUGAUUAGUGGAAGGACGUUUUGAAAAGUAUGUAAGUAAUACAUAGAUAACACUCUCAGAGUGAGAUCAGAGUGAAAAGUGAAAAUAUGCUUUAGUCACAACCUUGCCCCAUCCCGUGCCCCUCCUUAGAAGCUGAGGUCAGCUGGCUUAGCAUGUAUCCUUCCAGACCAUAUUCGGUGCUUUUGUAAAUAUUCACAUAUGUACAUAUACAAGUACAUGGGUUUUUGGGUUUUGUUUUGUGUGUGUUUUACAUAAACAGGAUCAUAACUUCUACCAUUUGUGAUAAUUUAUGACCAUUUUCAAGGAGCCAGUGUCAGAGACAAAAUGCUGCUGCUGAAUGCAGGUUUGGGCGGAGAGGGAGAGGCAACACCUUGGGUUAAUGUGUGUUUGGGGAAAUCAGUAACUUAAAUUUGUGUAGGUCAUUACACUUUGUAAAGCUUUCUCCAGAAGUGGACUUAAACACAUUUGGUAAUUGCCCUUCAAUGCCAAAUAGCUUUCCAGAAAGAUUGAACCACAUUACGUGGUUAUCAGCAGCGUGAACGAGCCUGGGAUCUCUGUUUUUACUUUGUUUGCUUAAUGGGUAUAUAAUUGUAGCUUUACUUUCCUUUUUAUUUAUUUUUUAAUAUCGGCAAGACCAUGUAUUUUCCCAUGAAAUGAGAUUUUUUUUUUUUUUUU
This is a messenger RNA of Orcinus orca (killer whale), 9189 nucleotides long. RefSeq names its product integrin subunit alpha E (gene ITGAE). The record is from RefSeq and is a predicted model, not a curated record. NCBI's taxonomy places the organism in Eukaryota, Metazoa, Chordata, Mammalia, Artiodactyla, Delphinidae. The coding region runs from base 91 to 3615 and encodes 1174 amino acids. Gene Ontology annotation, cellular component: external side of plasma membrane; integrin complex. Gene Ontology annotation, molecular function: integrin binding. Gene Ontology annotation, biological process: cell-matrix adhesion; cell-cell adhesion; cell adhesion mediated by integrin. The transcript has 31 exons.